Molecule: messenger RNA, 4344 nt
Organism: Moesziomyces aphidis
Lineage: Eukaryota; Fungi; Basidiomycota; Ustilaginomycetes; Ustilaginales; Ustilaginaceae
Source: the annotation of a GenBank genome assembly
AUGCAGCUCGAAUGCAGCUCGAGUGAAAUCCGCUCUGCUUUCAGAGCCGUUCCCUCGCCUCAAGGCAGACGCACCCAACGGACCGCGGCGCGCCCGCCUGGCCCGCGUUCCGCCAAUCUAAGUCACGUGCGUCUGGCGCUUCUUCGCUUCUUCCGCUUCCCCCCUUCCGAAAUUCUUGGACGCGACGGGUCGCUGAGCCGCCGCCGCCACCUCGGACGGACGCGUUUCGAUUUUUCAGCACCUCCGCAUCCUUGGGCUCCGCCGCCAUGCGAGCUCAUCACCGAAAAGAAGGAUCGGCUCGCUUUCGAACGUCGAGUGUGGAGGAGCCACUCGCCGGCAGCGCUCUUCGCCCUUCGCCCUUCCUCCUUCUCAUCACAGCAUUCGGCGUCUCCGCCUGCCUCUGCCCCGACCAUCCCAGGCCCUCCCAACACCACGACGAAUAGGCGCAGCCAGCCGAGCUCAGCCGUCGAGCCUUUCUCCAUCUCUCCUUGGCCGCGCAUCCGUUCCUCGCCGCCAGCCUUCAGCCCUCCACCCACUCGGCCUCUGAAGCAGACUGGCUCAUAUCGCCAGCUUCUGCAUUGGUUUGACUUUCUCACGACGUCUCAACAUCACCUCUCGCCCCUCUGCGAUCCGCUUCGACGGUCUUCGGCGCGCAUCCCCCCGUCGACAAACAUUAUUUACUCCGCCGCAGCCCCUCAGUCUCGCCUCGAUGGCAGCAUCGACAUGGACGCCACCAGCGCUGAUCAGACGGCGAUCACGGCCACGGAGCCAACGCCUGCUACCGCCAGCAGUCAGCAGCAGCCUGGGCCCGAGAAGGUCGAUGGCAAGUCACCAGAACCAGAGAACAACGUGUCAACCAGCGCACCUCGCGGAUCGGCACCACCACCGCCGGAUGUCGCAAGCACCAACGCACCCUCGCAAGCCGCAGGACCAUCCACCUUGAAGCCUGCUCCACCGCCUCCGGCUGUCCACCCAAAGCCAAAGGUCUUUCUCAAAAGCUCAGCGCCCGACCUGCCCUUGCACAUCCACAUCCCACGCGAGCUUACGCCCGAAGUAUUCAGGGAGCUCUCGAUCACCAUUCGUUCGCACGGUGGCGUCAUCGAGUCUCGCCUAGGCAAAGCAGACCUAAUCGUCGUUGACCCCGACAUGCCCACCGCCGCAAAACGGUACCUGAGGGAAGCCAGGCAGAUUGGCCAACCUAUCCCCGUUGUGGUCAUCAACUACCUUCAUGACUCGGUCGCCUUCGGUCUCCGCGCCGAUCCAGAGGAUCCAAAGUACAAGUUUGACGGCAUCCCGCCAGCCGCAGAUCCCUCGACCCGAGCACAGACUGCACCCGUCCAGCGUUCCCACAACGGUCGCAAUCCUUACACAGAAGACGAUCGCAAGGCCAUCAUCUCGUACUUUGUAGAGAAGCACGAGUCAACCUGGAGCCUCAAUUCCGCCGCCAAGGAGCUUGCCGAUCUCCUUCCCACCCACUCAUCGGCCAGCUUCCAGUCUUACCUGCAAGCAAACUUUGAAAAGGGCUGGAACCUCAAAAAGCGCAUCCUGGCCACUCGCCAGCAACUUUUAGACGCCGAGCCUUCCGAGCUGCAAGCACGCAUCCUGCGAUCCAGGUAUACCGCCUCCCCUUCCCUCGCAGAACAGUCGGAGCCCUCAGAAGGCUGGCCAGCAACGUCCCCUCAACCUGCACAGCGAUCCCCGAGUCCGCGCACAUCUGGCGCUGCAGCUCAAGUCAGCAGCAGCAAUGCUCCUGCAGAGAGCGACACUGACGAUCUCGAGGUGCGGCGGCCCCAACCAGGGUCCGCAGUCCAAGAGGUAGAGAAGAGCCCAACCAAGCAGGGCCGCAACCCGGAUGCGUCAACGUCGCAACACCUCCAUCUUGAAGUGCAGCCCCGAUCCACCGAAUCACCGCCCUCGUCUCUCGAGCUUCCGUCGGGCCAGCGUGCUCUUCUCACCCAAUCUGCACCCGCUCGGGCCUCGUCCAUCGACGAGGAAUCGGAUCCCGAAACGUUUUCAGAGGCCAUCCUCAAGCAGCUCCGCGAACAGGAGGCCGGACGCGCCAAGUCAUCGCCAAAGGCAAAGAAGAAGCCUACACGCAGACGACGCAGGUCUAGCGCCUCCGAAUCUUCCGCCCACGCAUCUGAAGUCGACGAGCUCGAGCCAUCUCAGGAGCAAGGCACCAACGGUAGGACACAAAAUCAAGCCGCUGGUGCCCCUGAGCGAUUCGAGCAUCCAGACGACGAAGACUCGGAGUGGGAAGGCACCCGUCUGGCAGAGAGGAGCAUCCGCAAGAAGAUCCACAAUCCGGACAAGAAAUCGCACGUCAAAUUCACAGAGGCGGAGAAAGACGAGCUCCUUCGGCGGCUUGCCGAGUACGUUCAACAGCAGGGGCAUGUACCCGACGCAUCGACGCAGCAAGCGCUUCUGGCCAAGCCCUCAGAUGCCUUCUGGGAAGAAUUCGCUGAACGCAACUCAACGCACUCGGCCUUGUCUUGGCGCAGCCACUACCUCAAGAACCGUGCCACGUACAAACAGAUGAUCGAUCUCAUCAUCGCCGAGGGCGACAACGAGCUCAGCGAGUCCAGCUCAUACGCGGAUGCCGACGAUAACGAAAGCCAGUCGUCCAUCGCCGAGCGCAAGGCCAACGACGGGGAGGGCGCCGUUCCGAGCGAUGCAGCCGCUCCACAGGAAGGCUCGCCUCGAGCUCUGGACGGAGCCAGAUCUUCGGAUGAAAGGGCUGAAGCAUCAGCGCGCGACAGGAGCAUGCCAGAUGAUGGUAUCGUGGUGGAAAUCCCCUUGCUCGCUACCUCGGAACCACCUGGUUCGGUGCAGGACACCGCGCCGUUUCCAUCUCCAAGGCAGGAGGGCCGACAUACUUCACCUGCAGCGAUCGCGAUGCAGGAGGUCCAGUGGCCCGGGGAGAUGACUCCGCCUCUCAUGGAAGAAGAGGACGAAGACGUGCUUCAAGUCGAGGUCGCAGUCAACCCGCAUGAACGACAGCCAACGCCUCUUCCUGAGGUGUUGGCCGCCUCCCAUGCCUCCGAGCAGCUGCAAGAGGAUGCGGAUGAUGCUGACGAUUCGGACGACGACUACGAGCUGGAAGAAGCGAGCCAGUCCUCAUACGACGGCGAGUCAGAAGAGGCGAGCGAAUCAGACGAGGGCGACGCUUCGGAAGAAGUUGAAAAGUCGAGCGAAGCAGAGGAGUCGGAAGAAAUUGGAAAGUCGGGCGAAGCAGAGAAGACGGGCGAAGUCGCCCAGGAAGAGGCAGCAGAUGCGGUGUUUGACACCUCAGCAUCAAACAUCUCCUCGGCAGCGGAACAACAAGGAGUGCUGAAAUCACCGGCAACAAAGCGACCCGUCGACAUCGGGACACCUGUCUUGGCUCAGCAUCGCAACACCACCUUUGUCGACUUUUCGAUCGACAGCGAUGAGGAGCAGCGCAUCCGCAAGGCAAGGUCUCGGCCAUCUUUGCCAAACCUUGCCGCGAGGCCAGAAAGGCCAGUGUCCGGGUCACCCAGGGGUAAUCGGAUCCUUGAUUUCCGUGCACUGCUACCGCGGGUUCAACAGGCGAGCGCGGCUCGAUCGCCGCAGCGCGAAUCGAGUCGCACGGAAGAGGAGAGGGCCCAGCGGGUAUCAGAUUGGACUCGGAGUGUCUCUGCUUCGCCUUCGUCCAGAAGUCCAGAGAUUCCGCAGGGAGUGCAGGCGCCUGUGGCCGGCGAGACGUCCAGGUCGAGAGCCAGCCGCAUCAACCGCGAAGCCCUAAUCGGUGCAGAGCGCAUCCUGCCGAUCUCACCAAAGCUGCGGCAGGCGCCGCGUGGAUUGGAACGGGAGAGCGUGAGUGUCCAGCGCAGCAGUGUGCCCUCUUCGAGCCGGAUUGCAUCGGCAGGGGCGCCCGCGGAAGGUCGUGCCGCUUCAAAGACCGACGAAGUGGCUGCGCGCUUGCAGUACCGCGCCGAUGUGGAGCGAUUUCGUCAAGACUUCGGCUUGAACAAGGAAGAGCUGCGCGAGUUGCUGAUGCGCUUCAGAGCCAGCGUCAAAGAUGCACGCAGAUUCAUUGACCGCUGGCUCGCAAGGGUGACCGAAUCGUACGGCGUCGAGGCCGCUGUGGCGUUCGAGUACGUCAAGACGUCUCGCGGCGACUUUGAGCAGGCCGAAACCUUCCUCAAACUGGCUUCUCUCACUCGAUCUGGCAGUCGUUCUGGCCGAGCCGACACGAGCCUUUCGCGCAGCAGGGUCCCUUCGACAAGUCCGAGCAAACGGCCGGGACGUAGCGACGAACGAGACUCUAGGCUCUUCGGCGCGCCGGAGGCUCGCACCCCGCCUUCCAAGAGAUCGAGAAGGUGA